AUGACAGACAUCCAAGCAGAAAGCUCAAGCGCGAGAAAGCCGGUCCCGGUGACCUGCUUUACGGGGUUCCUUGGAGCUGGCAAAACGACCACCAUCCUCGGUCUGCUCAAGCAGUUACCAAAGGACUACAAGGUAGUCCUGCUGAAAAAUGAGUACGGGGACGUCGAAGUCGACUCGCUGCUGGCUUCUCAGUCCAACAUCACUGGUGUCUCCGAGAUCUUGAACGGUUGCCUCUGCUGCACGAUGGUCGGUCUCGUCGAGAACGCCAUGAUCGAAGUACGGGACAAGUACUCGCCCGACAGGAUCAUCAUCGAGUCCAGCGGAUCAGCCUUCCCAGCGACUCUGGCACUUCAGAUCCGUCAGCUUGAGCCGCAGGGGUUCAAGCUGGACGGCGUGGUGACCGUUAUUGACUGUGUCAACUUUAGAGGAUAUGAAGAUACUUCACCAUCAGCCAAGCUCCAAGCGAAGUAUACCGACCUCCUCUUGCUCAACAAGCAUCAGCUCGUUUCCGAGAACGAGUACGAUAUCCUGAUGGACCAUCUCGGCACGCUCAAUGACGAGACGCCUCGAAUCAGGAUCGGCGCCGAAGGGGAGGGGAUGGACCCAGAGGUCAUCUUUGGGCUGGAUACGGGUCUAUGGGAGAAGUCUGGGGUGGAGGGGAAGAGCUGGGCUGAGUUGGGUGGGCAGGCCGAGGGGUGGCAUGGAGAUGAGGUGGAAGUGCGGGCUGUGCGGAGAGGAGGGUCGAGGAAGAAGGGGUGUGGGGGAGGGCAUGAGGGACACGAGCACGGCUCCGGGUGUGGCGUGCAGGAGGUGGAUACGAAUGGGAAUCUGGAUGAGGAGGCUCGGGAAGUGGAACCGCUUGAUCGGGACGUCUUGGAUGGAGAAUUGGCAAAGCUCAGCUUUGAGAUCUACCGAGUGAAAGGAAUAGUCCGGCUAUCUCCCGCCACAUCGUCCUCGUCCCCGUACACCACACAUAUCCUCAAUUACGCUUUCGGCCGAUACGAUCUUACCCCCUUCCCAUCGCUCGACUCGGAUCCGGAAUUGCAAGGCGUGAGCGUGCGCUUGACGGUGAUGGGUGAGAGGGGCGAGGUCGCGCGGCGUGCCAAGCGUUUCGCAGAGGGAUUAGGAGCAUACGUCGAAUGA
Messenger RNA from Dioszegia hungarica, 1143 nucleotides. Its product is annotated as CobW/HypB/UreG, nucleotide-binding domain-containing protein. Gene Ontology annotation, cellular component: cytoplasm. NCBI's taxonomy places the organism in Eukaryota, Fungi, Basidiomycota, Tremellomycetes, Tremellales, Bulleribasidiaceae. The record is from RefSeq and is a predicted model, not a curated record. Bases 1 to 1143 code for a protein of 380 amino acids. The transcript is spliced from 9 exons.